Oreochromis niloticus (Nile tilapia) is the source of this 9257-nucleotide messenger RNA. Its product is annotated as putative leucine-rich repeat-containing protein DDB_G0290503. Gene Ontology annotation, cellular component: Golgi apparatus. The transcript has 29 exons. Lineage: Eukaryota; Metazoa; Chordata; Actinopteri; Cichliformes; Cichlidae. The record is from RefSeq and is a predicted model, not a curated record. The coding region runs from base 159 to 7970 and encodes 2603 amino acids.
CGCAUGCGCAUUGUCCUCCCAAUUGUCUGUUGACAAACGUGAGCCGUUUCACUUUAGUCAUCAAGAAGAAUAAAAAUGUAAUAUUGCAGGAUUUGGUCAACGUGGUGAUCUUUGAAGUGGAUUCUUCAUGACUUUGUGAACCCGGUCCAGGAGAAACCAUGCUUAAAUGGUUUUCGGGUGAAGAGGGAGAGCCUGGCUCUGGAGGCUCGGGCUCUCCACCCAGCCAUGCCGGUGGCGGAGAGAUUCCUGUGGAAGAAAUGGCAGAGAGGCUGACCCAGACUGAGCAGCUUGUCACUCAGCUGAAGGAGAUGAUUCGUGAAAAAGAUGCAGCUCUUUGCUCCAAAGAUGACCAGCUGAAGGCUGAGAAGGAGGCCUGUGAAGCCAAACUGUCCAAACUGCGUCUGCAGAACAAGGCCAAGGUGACGUCUCUGACAGCACAGCUAGAGGAGCUGAAGAAGCAGCAGGGCCCGAGCACACCGACACACGGCAAAAAGGGUUCAUCAGAAGGAGGAGAACAAGCCAGCCGAGGCAAGAUUGUCCUGCUGAAGAAGAAGGUUGAUGAACUAGAACAGCAGCUUGCACAAAGAGAUGUGGAACUGGAAAACAAAAUGAAGGAGUUGGAGUCUCAGCGGCAGCGUGGUGAAGAAGUGGACACUAUGCUGACAGAGAAGGACAAGAAGCUGGCAGAAAAAGAGGCCUACAUUGUCCACCUGCAAACAGCGCUGGCUGGAGAUCAGCCCAUCACACCUGCACCACCACAAAAGGCUGAGGACGGCGGGGCGAUGCAGGAGCUGCAGUUGCUGGUACAGAGCUUGACUAAGAAAGUGGGGGAAGCAGAGGAGCGCUACAGUUUGCUGCAGGAGCAGACAGACAGCCUCAAAGACCUGCUGGCUACAGAGAAGGAGCAGUACAGCCAAAAGGAGAGCAUGUACAAGCAGAAUAUCCAGACAUUCAAAGACAUCAUCAUUCAGAAGGACAGCCAGCUGAUGGAGGUCAACCAGAUGCAUGAACAGGAGCUCUUCAAGCUAGCAGCCAAGUCAGAUGCCAGUGCAGACUUGGAGCAGCUUCUCAAGGCUCUAAAACAGAAGCUUCAUGAGAAGGAGGAAGUGCUGCUGGGUAAAACUCAGGUCAUUGAUGUUCUCCAGGGAGAGGUGGACGGGAGAGAUCAGCAGAUAAAGGAACUCUCAGAGCAGCUGCAGAGGCUACAAGUCGAGCGAGAGAGCCUUGAAUCCAAAAUGGAGGCAGAGAAGCAUGUGAUGCGAGCACAACUCCGUGACCUGAUGGAGAAGCAGCAGGCAGAGGUGCAGCGAAUGACCGAGCAGCAUCAAGCACAGCUGGAUCAAACCCAACAGGAUCUCAUGAGGCAGCUGGAGGACCUGAGGAGAGCCCAGGCAGCAGCACCACCUGCCAGUCAAGAGGCAUCAGGAAGUGGAAAUGUGCUCACAGAUUCAGCUUCCAUCCAGAGGAUAGCUGAGCUGGAAGCACAAGCAAAACAGAAAACAGAUGAAGCCAGCAGAUCAGAGGCCAAGUUCCUAAAAAUGAAAGCUUGGUCUAAAAGUCGAAUCAGACAGCUGGAGGAGGAACUGAAGAAAAGCCAGGCUGGAGUCGCUCCCCCAGACCUGACUGCUCUGCGGAGUCGCAUCACUGCACUCGAGGAGGAGAGAGAAGAAAACCUCUGGAAGGUGGAGCAAUACGAGGAGGUUAAAGCAAAAAACGAAAUGCUGGAGGCAAAGUUGGUGGUGUAUGAGGAGCAACAGAGGACACUGCAGGCAGACUUGGAGCAGUUCACCAAGAGGGCUGCCUCUCAGGCAAGUGAAUCAGGCAGCGCUGAUGACACUCAGAGCCAGGUGCUGGAGUGGCAGGAGAUGGUAGCUGAGGUGGUCAGUGCCAGAGACCGGGCCAGGGAGGAGAAGGCUGCCUUGUCCCUCCGUAUCAGCCACAUGGAGGAGGAAAGAGAGGAACUGAUUGAGGAUGACUGGUUCUUUCCUGGCUGCUCCGAUCCAGCACUGGUCACUCGGCAGCAGGAGUUGGAGGAGGAGUUGUCUCAAGCUCGGGGGCUCGACCAGCACAGGGCCAAGAAGCUGGCACUUCCAUCCCAGCGAAGUCUGCAGGAGGACUUUGAGCUCGAUGGGCAGGCCCCGUUUCAGGAUCCUCGAAGUAUCUCAGAGAGUACCACUCCAAUGGAAGGGGAGAACAUGGGAGGUUGGUGGCCCGAGUACAGUACUCCUGACACAGAUGGCCUGCGGUCUGUUGUGGAGGAGCUGGAGCUGGAAAGAAAUCAACUACAGGAGCAGAUACUGAGCCUGGAGGAGCGCUGCCAGGACCUGGAGGAUCGACUGCAGCUGCAGGCCCGUAUAGAGGCAUUACAGAAUGAGUCAGACAAACUGCAGAGCCAACUUGCAAGUGUCAGAAGUCAACAAAGCAGAGAGGCGGAGAAGCAUCAGCUGCUGGUUAACAGUCUCAAUGAACAGCUCAAAGGGCUGACUGACACACAGGAGUGCCUGCAAAGCUCCCUCAUUGAGAAGGAGAAUACUUUGGCCAAGACAUCUGAGAAACUUGAGCUCAUCAGCAGCCUUCGACAAUCACUGAGUGAAAAAGACAUUCAGUGCAAAGAGCUGUCUGACAAGCUCCUUCAGACGGAGCACACUCUUGAGAACAUUUCCAUGAAAUACACUAUGUCAGAGAAACAAUGCUCUGAGUUGAAAGCAGAAGUUAUGGAUCUCACACAAAAGCUGAGUGUGCUGAAAGAGAAGACGCAAAAACAAGAUGUCACCAUUGAAACAUUACAAACUGACCUUGAUCAGACAAACGAGGAGCUGGACAAACUGAACACCUCGCAUUUGGAAGAACGAGCCCAGCUCAUUUAUGACCUUCAAAGCUGCGAGCGGGAAAUCGAUAACCUUAAAGAUGCUCUGCUGGAAAAGGAUAAAGAGAUAUCAACUCUUGUUGGGAACAUGGCUGAGUAUGCAGAGCAGGUCUCAGCACUGAAACAAGAGAUCAAACUCAAAGAGGAGAGCCUGGUACAAGUAGAAAAUGCACUGAGUAAGGCAGAGAGGGAGGCCAAUAUAAUGAAAGAAUCACAGAAUUCAGACCAGCAGGCCCUUAAUAAUAAGAUCACAGAGCUGGUGGAGAAACUUAAGGAAGCUGAGAUGGAGAUGGUGAAGGCCAAAGAUGAACGAGAGUCUAAAGGAGUUGAGGUGGAACACUUAAUCAAGCAGGCUGAAAAGGAUAAGACGACUAUUCAGGACCUUCGAGGAGAAAUCCAGAAGCAGAAUGUGAGCCAUCAUAAUCAUCUUUCUGAAUGUGAAACGCACAUCACUUCACUAAAGGAACAGCUGGCAGUAUCUGCACAGAAACUACAGGAGUCAGAAGGACUUGUUUUGCAGCUUAAGGAUAGAAAUGCAAGUAAUGAGAAACUACAGCAAGAGCUUAAUGAGAAAGAGCAGACAUAUGAAAAGGAGCUCAAGUCUUUCAAGGAAGAACAGAAUAAGCUUUUGGCACAGGUGGAAAAGUAUAACACUGACUUUCAGACCUUAUCAAAGCAAUUAGACAAGCAAGUUCAGAGUGAAGAGAAUGUCAAGCAAGUAAUGCAAGAGAAAAUGAAAAAGAUGGCAUCACUCGAAAACCAGCUAAAGGACGAGAGGCAGAAAUUCAACACUGAAAAUGAGAAACUGUGCAAUGAACUUCAAAGCAAAUCUGAAAAUAUCUCCAAGCUUGAAAGUCUCUUAAAAAGCAUGACGACUGAAAAAGAGCAGCUCCAAGAAAACCUGAAGGGGCUGAAUGAGGAGCUUGAACUUGAACGUAGGAAUUUAAAAGAGCUAAAUGAAAAGGUUACAUCUACUCUUGAAUUCAACAGCAGUCUGGAGAAUCAAGUGCAAGUUCUUACAAAAGAGAGAGACAGGCUUGAAUUGGAAGUAACUGAGCAUGUCAAAAAUACUUCACAGGUUACAGCCGAAAUGGAUUCCUUGCAAGUCAAAAUAUCUGAAUUGGAAAUGCAACACUCACAAAGUAACACAAUUAUUCAAGGGCUACAGAAAGAUAAAGAGGAACUAACUACUCGAACUCUUGAGCUAAAUAGAGUUCUUGAGCAAAGCACACAUUCAACCUCUGAGAUCAUGUUGGCAAAAACAAAUGAAUGUAGUUCGCUCCAGCAGCUACUCAGGGAAAGAGAGGAGACGGUGACCCAGCAGCAGGAAAAGGUGCAAAGCUUGACGUCUAAGGUAGACAAAAUGCAGCGCGACCUCGCCGAAAAAGAGCAGACUGUCACUGAACUUCAAGCACGAAUAGAGGCCCAACAAAAUGAGCAAGCACAGCUUCAGGAAACUCUGUCUCUGCUUCAGGAACAACAAAGUAGUCUGAAGUCUGGGUUAUUGGAGAAGGAUGCAAUGUAUAAACAGAAGCAGGAGGAGUUCCAGAGUUUGCAGAAGGAAACUGAAAACCAGAAAAAUAUUGUAUCCAGGCUACAAGCCGAGGCGGAGUCGCUCAUUGAGGAACGCUCACAACUCAGACAGCAACUGGGAGAGAGAGAAGAAAUGUUGAAAAAUUCAACUCAGGAAUGUCAGAAGCACAAAGAUGAACUGAAUAACAAAAACACAACUAUCAGGUCUCUAAGUGACCGAAUCAGUGUCACGGAGGAAAAUGCUAGAAAGCUUGAGUGUGAAGCUGAGCAGAGUAAAACAGAAUUGGCUAGUUUAAAAAGCCACAGCCAAGCUUUGUCCGAGGAGAACCGCCACCUUCGUGAUGCAUGUGAAUCCAAAGAAAAGGAGCUUGCACAACAAAGGCAGCUUCUAUCUGAUCUUGAUGGGCAGCUUAAAGCGACCCUUGACCAGAACUCCAGUUUUAGCAUGAAGAUUAUCAGUCUAACAGAAAAUAAUCAAAGACUACAGGAAGAGUUAGCACAGAACAUGAAAUCAGUUUCUGAACUUACUGCUGAGAGAAUUGUUCUCCAAGAAAAAGCUUCUGGCCUUGAAAUUCAGAUCUCAGAUAGUCAAAAAAUAGUUGCUAGUCUGUUGAAGGAGAAAGAGGAGCUUACUGCGGCAACAGAUGAAUUAAAAAAGGUCCUCAAGGAAAGCGAACAGGCAAUCUCUGUAGGUCUACUCGAGAAAACAAAUGAAUGUGCUAAUCUGUUGAAAAACAUGAAGGAGAAGGAGCAACAGCUUCAGAGUUUACAAGAGCAAAUCGAUAGUUUAAAAAUGCAGGUCGAUCAGCUGAGCAUGUCCUUGGUUGAAAAAGACCAAACUGUGUCAGAGCAGAAUUCACAGAUAAUGGCCCAGCAGAACCAGCUGCUGCAGCUUCAGGAUACUGUAUCUAUGCUUCAGGAGCAGGGAUCAGUUUUAAAGUCAGGACUAAUGGAAAAAGAUGUCAUGCUGCAGCAGAAAGUUGAGGAAUGUAGUGUAUCUCUGAAUGAAGUCAAGCUACAGAAAGAGCUCGCAUCACAGAUGCAGGUUGAGGUAGAGUUGCUCAGGAAAGAAUGCGUGGAGGCCAAACAACAACUAGAGCAGAAAGAACAAGCACUGAAAGAAGUAACACACGAAUUUCAGAACCACAAAGAUGAGCUGAAUAAACGAAAUGAAUCUGUCAUUUCGCUCAGUGCUCAGCUUGGGGCCAUGAAUGAGAGCGCUUCAGAGAUGGAGGUGGAAAUUAAUAACCUGAAAGCAUCUGUGCAGAAACUCACUGCAGAAAAUUGUCAGCUGAUAAAGGACGAGGGCCAGAGGAAAGCAGAGAUAACUGAUUUUAAAGACAACAUUCAAGCCCUCAUUGAACAGAAUGUUCGAUUGAAAUCUGAACUUCAGAAAACAGUGGCAGAGCUGGCCAAAGCAAACGAAGAAGCUGCAAAUCUCAACUUGGAAAUCCAAGGAAAAAAUGACGCCCUGAAACAGCAGGAGAAUUUGAUCCAGCAGCUCAACAGUGAGAUUGCUGAGCAGGGCGAGCUGCUGAAAGAGAAAGAAGGCAAAACUUUGGAGCUUGAAGAUUCUGUGUGUACACUCAGAGGCCAAGUUGACAGUCUGACAUCAGAGUCUUCCAUACUAAAGAAUAGUUUGGAGAAAAAGGAGGAGUCAAGUCUUAAAUAUCAAAGUACUUCUUCCGCUGCCUUUGAUAGUCUGACUUCACAUCUACAAGCCAAAGAGGCAGAAUGUGAGAGCCUUAAAGAAAAGAUAUCACACCUUGAGGAAUCUGUCUCAAAGCUCAACAACAACCUGGAAGCACAGACAUCUGAAGCGGCAAACCUCAAAAUGGCCUUGGAAGAAAAAGAAGCAGCUCUUUUGGAACAAUCGAAAGCUCUCCAGGAUUUCCAGAAAAGAGGAGACGAAGCACUGCUGUUCAAAACUCAGUUUAUGGAAAGUACAGAGUUGGCAUCACAGCUGCAAAGUCAAAUUCAGUUACUGUCCACUGAGUCUGAAAAAUGUAGAAAGACGGCAGAAGAAACCCAAAGUGCCUUCAAUAACCUGCAGGAGAAAUAUGCUGCCACCUUAGAAGAGUUACAAGACUCGAGGAAGCAACUCUCUCAAAAGACAGAUGAGGUGUCUGAGCUCCGGAUGUUAUUGGAUGAUUCUAAUAACAAAUAUCAGACUGCAAAGACCACCAUAGAGACACUGAAAACUAACUUACAUGUGAUCCAGGAGAAACUGGAGAAAGCUGAAGACUUGAACUCCAGUCUUUCAAAGGAAAAGGAUGACGCAUUUGCUUCGCAUCAAGCGAGCGUGUCAUUGUUGACUGUUGAAAUAGAAAGACUCAAAUCACAGCAUCUUCAGGUCGUGGCUCAGAUGAAUGCACUGACAGAAAACCUUGAACAGAGAGAAAUGGCUCUCCACGCAAUCAAUAGUCAGUACAGCGCCCAGGCCAAACAUGCAUCUCAGCUGGUUUCAGAAAUGCAGAAGUUGGAAGAGCAGAAUAAGAGACUGAAUGAGGAGAUAGGAUUGUCAAAGGAAGAGAAUCAGAAACUUCACAUUGCUCUCAGUAAUGAAAACACACAUUUGAAAGAGGAAUUUAGGAAACUUUUUGCAGAGAAAGAAGAGCUAGAAAGAAGACAUCAACAAACGUUGGCGGAGCUGCAGGUUCAAAUGGAGCAGAAAUCCAGCAGCGUGAAUGAACUCGUGGAGAGAAUGACGUCUGAGAAGCAGAGCCUUCAAGCAAAGGGAAUGCAUCAGAAGAUGGACGAACUGCAACAAAUGGCACACAAAGAAGUGAGAAGCCAGCAGGAAGCAACAGCAGAUCAGAGAUCUGAUGCUGAGCCGAAGGACCUGCCAGUCAAACAGGAAAGCGGUCUGGAGGAGGUGGUGAGUCGUUUGGAUGCAGAGAGGAGGCAGCUUCACAGAGAUCUGCAGCGCUGUAUGUAUGAGAUUCAGCAGCGAGACCAGUACUUCCAGCAGCUCAACACAAAGUUGCAGGAGGCAGUGGAGGAGAAAGGUGCUGUUACAGCUCAGCUAAGGGCUGUUUCCCAGACGCUGAGGGACACCCAGAAUCGAUGUCAUUGGCUGGAAAGCCAAGUCCAAAGCCAGGUGCAGGGUUUACUUCACACUGAAGUUGCACCAGGGGCUCCACAGGAGAAGAGCAACGACUCUAUGUUAAGUGAAAGUGCUGAAGCCAGUCAGCUCAGAGAAAGGCUGCUGGAGGUGGAGCUGAGUCUGGCAGAUGAGAGAGCCAGGAGAGAGACGGCCGAGGAGGCUCUGCGUCUUGCUGAAGACAGAGUAAAGAGUGCUGCCUCCAGUCUGUCCAGGGACAGUCACAGAGACUUCAGUAUCGAGAUGGAAGCUGAAGAGGAGUGGGAAGCUCUAACUCUCAACCCAAAUCAGCCUCUCAUAACACGAAAGGUGAAAGGAGGGAUGGUGGCGUGUCGACGGUGGCUCCGAGGCAGGAGCCUUUACUUCUCCAGGCUGCUGACGAGUCGCACUCGCUCUCGAUAUUUCUUUCUGGCUUACUUGUUCACCAUACAUGUGCUUGUUCUCAUGUGCCUCACUGGAACCCUGUAGGCAAAGUCGUUCCUGGACAAAACACAAACUGGCUGAAGGGUACAUAUGAAAGCUAACAGAGAGGGGCCUUUGAUUUUCAGUGAAUAACUUUGUGCAUACACGGUAAAAACCUGAAACUGACACAUUGUUCUCUGUUAAAUAUAAUGGUAAUGGGGGGGUUGGGGCAGGGACGACAGUUUCUUUGCAUCUGAUUUAAGUUUUCUUAUGUUUGUAAGUAGACCAAGCCUUAAAGCCGUUGGCUUUGCUUGCCUUCAAUUUCUUUUCUUUAAUUUUUUUAAGAGCCACACUGGAAAGGAGACGAGAAAAGAGUUUGUUUGAUGUGACCCUCGUGGAAAAGCUGCACAGUUUGCAGAAAGCCAUAUACACCCGUACUUAACACUAAGAAUUGUUUGAAAUCUCCUCUACACACCAGCUGCUGCUUUUCUUGUUUGCCUGAGUUCAUGUGUUGCACAUGAUCACAUAAUCAAAAUGCUGAGUUUAAACUAUGCACUGAAACUCCUAAUGUGUAUGUAAUCAUUUUGUGGAAGCUCAGAAGCACUACACCUCUCCCACUCUGUUCCCUUUAAACUGUAAAGCCAAAGGUGUCUGUAUUCUUACUUUGGCGAGCACCCUCAUGCCUGUAAAGCUAGUGGGAGACGUAAUAUUCUCAAGUUAACGCCAGUAUCAUGGUGUGCCAUUGAAAUUGUACUGCAACACAGUAGCAGGUACGAGUUGUUUGUAUUUAAGUUUCUCCUGUAUUUAUGUCUGCAUCCACACAUGCACGCUGUACAGUGUGUCAUAUUUCUGUAUAUAUGAUUUUUAUCCUGUCUGCUUGAUGUUUAUUGACUGUAAAUUUUUUCUUGAUUGUUUAGAGGAUAAAAACAGGUUGGUAAGAAUUUUUUUUCCUAAAAUUACUUCCACUAACAAGCCAGAAUCCCCUUUGUGUAGAUUCAAUUAAAAAAACACAAACCGUACAAAUGAGUGUCAGGAUCUGUUUUCUGGCUUGUUAGUUGAUGCAUUUUUGUUGAAAAAUGCACAGUUCUGCACGUUUGUGUUAUAAGUAUCUGUAUAUAAAGGGUUCAAUCAAUGGACAGUGACCGAAAUCUAUUUAUAAAAAAGGUAAACUACUGAAAAAUGUUCAGAUGGCAUAUUUUCUCUACUGCCUCUAUUUUUAAACGUUGGCAAAGCAGUUGGCCUUGAGGCACAUGAGGCUUAACGUCGUGCAAUACUGUGUUGGGAGAACUUUUUCUGAUCGCCUUUCACCAUCUGGAGCGGACUUUAAUAAAGCUCAUUGAAGUUUUCUGCCCA